UUAAAGCUCAGAGGGGAGUUAAUCGGGAAGGAUGUGUAGUUGCUCCAAGGGAGCUGAGGAAAGAGAAAUAUUGAACAGAAAAGAAGAAUUCUUGAGAAGGAUUUGGGGAAGAUCACAGAAACAUCAAUUCGAUUUAUCCUGCGGGUUACCUUGAAAUAGACGAAAGGUUGCAGAAGCCAUGGGUUCAUGGCUGGAGCACGGAGUAGAGUUCACUCCGCUGUAGGUCUUUCAUCACUUUAGACACUUUGAGUUUCUGCAAACAACACCAUGGGCCAGGGACAGAGCGACCCAGAGAGGGAGGUGACUCUCCAGAACAUCCAGGAGCUCUACAGGAAAUUUGCGAGCGAAUGUCCGAGUGGAAACCUUCACUUACACGAAUUCAAGAAGAUCUUUGGAGUCAACAGCAGCUCCUCGGAGGAAGAAGCUGCAUACAUGGACAACGUGUUUCGAUCUUUUGACACGAAUCAGGACGGUCACAUAGACUUCAUGGAGUACGUUGCAGCGGUGCAUCUGGUGCUUCGUGGAAGACUGGAGGACAAGCUGAGGUGGUCGUUUAAAGUUUACGACAGAGAUGGAAACGGCUGCCUCGACAGACAGGAAGUGCGAACCAUAGUGAAGAUCAUCCAGAAGUUAAAGAAACACAACGACCCGAGCAUCAAGGAGACAAACAUCGAAGACGUCUGUGACAGAAUAUUUGAACUGGUGGACAAGAACAGAGACAGUCAGAUCUCUCUGGAGGAAUUCAUCGAGGGGGCGAAUAAAGACCCGUGGGUGAUGGAUCAGCUCAAACUGGACAUCAGGCCCAGUGAUUGGUUCAUUCAGCAGCAGGACAAGAAAACCUGACGACCUGUCGCUGGGGACUUGGUCAAACUUUGCCUUAGAUUUUUAAAGUCCCUUCUUUUUUGAACUCACAGGAACAUCAGAAUUUCUCUCACGUGUUUGGAGGAAUAAUCUGUGAGAUGUUUUGGACGUGAGGACGUUUGGAUUCAGGGACUGUGAACAUCUGAACUAACCGGCCAUGAAUUGAAAGAGCCGGAGAUCUCCUUCGUUUUAAAGUUUUCUAACAUGUUUGGCAGCGGCUGCAUGAAGGACAGAACCUGACGGCCAAACGUUUCCCUCCUGGUUUACCUGCAGAUCAUCAGUGCUGCAAAAAGACUUACAGAAAAUGGAACUUGUGUUUAAACUCUAUGCUAAUCUUUACAUUAUGCAAUAUUUAUUAAUCCCAGUUUGUGUCACUGCAUUGCAUCAUCUUGACAAUUUCCACAAGUAUGCAAGAAUGACUUUGCAGCUGCACCGUCUUGUUUUCAUGUCGCACACUCGUUAACUUUCUUCCUGAAAGAGGAAAUCAUCAACAUCAGGGAUGCUGGAUUGGGUUUUCUGCUGUCUGCAGAUCUCUGGACGAUCUCUCUUCACGACGUGUCUGCUUUAAAACCAAACACACGUCGGUGUGUCGUCUGAAAGGUCCUCUGAGUAAAAGGGAUGACACAGGAAGUGCAGGAGGAAAGGAUGAAAGAGAGUUUGUGAGUUAAAUGAGAGCGAACAUAAAAACCAGAAGAGAAAGUCAGAGAUGAUCUCAGCUGUUGUUUCUGAUAAUCUUUGAAAUAAA
This is a messenger RNA of Notolabrus celidotus (New Zealand spotty), 1606 nucleotides long. RefSeq names its product guanylyl cyclase-activating protein 2-like. The coding region runs from base 268 to 843 and encodes 191 amino acids. Gene Ontology annotation, cellular component: photoreceptor inner segment; cone photoreceptor outer segment. Lineage: Eukaryota; Metazoa; Chordata; Actinopteri; Labriformes; Labridae. Gene Ontology annotation, molecular function: calcium sensitive guanylate cyclase activator activity; calcium ion binding. The transcript has 4 exons. Gene Ontology annotation, biological process: visual perception. The record is from RefSeq and is a predicted model, not a curated record.